Messenger RNA from Carlito syrichta (Philippine tarsier), 1598 nucleotides. RefSeq names its product methylosome subunit pICln. The transcript has 7 exons. NCBI's taxonomy places the organism in Eukaryota, Metazoa, Chordata, Mammalia, Primates, Tarsiidae. Gene Ontology annotation, cellular component: plasma membrane; methylosome; spliceosomal complex. The coding region runs from base 97 to 792 and encodes 231 amino acids. The record is from RefSeq and is a predicted model, not a curated record. Gene Ontology annotation, biological process: spliceosomal snRNP assembly; mRNA cis splicing, via spliceosome; cell volume homeostasis.
CCGGGAUGACGGCCACCGCUUCCGGGGCGGGUCCCAGCGUGCGGUAUUGCUGUGGCCAGUUCCCUCCCGGCCUGUGUUCCUGAACUCCCAGCUGCUAUGAGCUUCCUCAAAAGUUUCUCGCCGCCCGGGCCGGCCGAGGGCCUUCGGCAGCAGCAGCCAGAUACCGAGGCUGUGCUGAACGGGAAGGGCCUGGGCACCGGGACCCUCUACAUCGCUGAGAGCCGCCUGUCUUGGUUAGAUGGCUCUGGAUUAGGAUUCUCACUGGAAUACCCCACUAUUAGUUUACAUGCUGUGUCCAGGGACCUAAACGCCUAUCCACGAGAGCAUUUGUAUGUAAUGGUGAAUGCCAAAUUCGGAGAAGAAUCAAAAGAAUCUGUUGCUGAUGAACAAGAGGAAGACAGCGAUGAUGAUGUUGAACCAAUUACUGAAUUUAGAUUUGUGCCUAGUGAUAAGUUAGCAUUGGAGGCGCUGUUCACUGCCAUGUGUGAAUGCCAGGCCUUGCAUCCAGAUCCUGAGGAUGAAGAUUCAGAUGAUUAUGAUGGAGAAGAAUAUGAUGUGGAAGCACAUGAACAAGGACAAGGGGAUAUCCCUACAUUUUAUACCUAUGAAGAAGGAUUAUCCCAUUUAACAGCAGAAGGCCAAGCCACAUUGGAGAGAUUAGAAGGAAUGCUUUCUCAAUCUGUAAGCAGCCAGUAUAAUAUGGCAGGGGUCAGGACAGAAGAUUCAAUAAGAGAUUAUGAAGGUGAAUGGGAUGGAGGUGGAUACCACACCAACAGUUGCUGGACAGUUUGAGGAUGCAGAUGUUGAUCACUGAAAAUGUUGAUCGUUGCUUUAAGAUUCUGCUGAUAACUGUAGGAGAGAACUUGGUGCCUCUUCCACUCUGGAGUGGGGUUGAUGACAGUCUUUUUCUUUCUCCAAAACUCAUCUGAACCAGUUCUUUUUCGAGACAGACUAUAUUGAGACAAGUUGUCACCAGCAGAAGAUACUAUGACCUUUAUUAACAAAGGUGAAUUAACUUAACCAAGAGGGUAUUUGUAGUUUAUUAUUUACCCCAAAACUUUCUGUGGCUAGGUACCCUCUGAGUAGGCCUAUACUUCCUGCUGCCUUCACUGUAUGCAUCUUCUGUAAGCUGGCAGGCCUGUGUGGUGAAAAUGCAUAGGAUCUUGGAAGUGUAGGUAAACUGGGAAACAGGCUGAAGCGAAGAUACGCUUCUUUGGGGCAUGAGGGGAUUCAUACCCAUAAAAAGACAAAUCUUAGAGGAAUCCUGGCCUCUGCUCAUUCUCCAUAGAGACAAGAGUCUUCUACUAAUUUGGGGUCCACAUGAAUUAAUUCAGGCAUCUCUAGGUAGCCUCUUCAGAAACACCUCCACCACAAAUACUCCCACUGACUUAAGUACUUCUGACUAGCUUUUGCUUCUUUCACAUUUCAUCAUUCUGCUCUGUUAUAACCUCUUAGGUUAUAUCUUUUAAUUUCCAACCUCUUAGGUUAGUUUCUGUAACAGAACAAGUGAAUCUGGGAUAAAGUCCUCAAAGUACUUCAAAUGGUAAUUGUUUUGCAUUUGUAAUAGCUUAACAAAUAAACCUAGGUUUUCUAUAAUA